Prorocentrum cordatum is the source of this 1244-nucleotide messenger RNA. Lineage: Eukaryota; Dinophyceae; Prorocentrales; Prorocentraceae. The record is from the annotation of a GenBank genome assembly.
GCCGCCGCCGACGAGGAGGCGCCGCGGGCCGCCGCCGGACUGCAGCUCGGCGCGGCCGUCGCCGUGGUGAGCCCGUCCGGUGCCGAGAGGGAGUGCACCGUCGUCGGCGCGAGGGGGGACCAGGUGAAGAUACACUACGACGGCUUCGACGACGAGUACGACGAGUGGCUGCCGCGAGACUCGGACCGCAUCCAGCAACUCCUGGAGCAGCCGGGCCCCCCCACGCCGGCGCCGCCCGCGGCCGCGCGCGAGGCCGCCGGCGACGAGGAGGCGCCGCGGGCCGCCGCCGGACUGCAGCUCGGCGCGGCCGUCGCCGUGGUGAGCCCGUCCGGUGCCGAGAGGGAGUGCACCGUCGUCGGCGCGAGGGGGGACCAGGUGAAGAUACACUACGACGGCUUCGACGACGAGUACGACGAGUGGCUGCCGCGAGACUCGGACCGCAUCCAGCAACUCCUGGAGAACAGCCAGAUCCACCCGCGGGCGGCGCGCGGGAGGAAGCCGUGGCGCCUGCAGCCGGAGCAGGAGGUGGCGCCGCCGAGCGGAGCGCCGCCGAGGAGGAGGCGGCGAGCGAGCAGCGGCGCAGGCUCUUCGGCGCGCUGGCGAUGUGCAGGGACACGCAGGACAGCAGGUACGCUCGGGUGCUUCGCGACAUCACCAAGGAGGGCGUCCUCACGAGGAAGGAGCACUACACCGCGGCGCUCAAGGCGAUGGCGAAGAAGGCGGACUCGUCGGGCUGCAUCAAGGUGCUGAGAUCUCUGCAGCACUCUAACUUGGGCUGGAAGCCCGACCAGCAGAUAUUCGCCACGGUGAUCUCGGCCUGCAUGAGGGCUGGAGAGCCGCUGGAGGCCCAGAAGUUGUUGGAGGAGAUGCAGCGGCGCGGCAUCCCUGCGGACACGGUGACCUACACCAACGUCAUCGGUGCGUACGCGCGGGUGGGUAAGGCGAAGAAAGCAUUGGAGCUCUUCCGGGACAUGCGCGAGGCUGGCGUACCUCAGGACGUCGUGACCUACGGCGUGGCAAUGCGGGCAUGCGAGACGUGGGGCCAGUGGAAGGCCGCGGUGCAGCUCUUCGAGGAGAUGCUGGAGGCGGGCAUCGCUCCAGACGUGUACAUCUUCAAUAGCCUUAUCCUGUCGUGCGGCAACAAGAAGGAGGCCACCGGCAGGGUGAUGCAGAUACUCGACCAAAUGAAGGAGAUGUGCAUCGAGCGUCCUCAUUGUCAUUGUCAGUGUCAUCUUCAUUGUUAA